GGCCGAAAACUUAAAAUUCCUUCCGCUUGCCGCCCCCAAAUUGAUCGUUUCCAAGUUUAUACCCUUAGUUUGUAUUCUUUACUUAGAAAAACAAUCGAAAAUCAUCCAAUUAGGUAAAAAUUUGCAGUAAUUUAUUCUGGAAAUUUCUGAAUAAUUUAUCAAAAUUACCCGGAAUCGAGGCUCGGGACUUCCCCUCGAUAUAACAAUAACGUCAUCGUUAUUCGACAUUCGUUGCAAAAUGAUUGUCGAUUUUCGUCGAAGAAAUAAAGGCUUGUAAAAUAUGUUUUCAACAUUCCUUUCUCAUGAUAUGGAUGUACUUAAGUUUGGGAAGAUAUUAUUACUUUAUUAUUGGAUUUAAAGCGUAGUUUUCUUGUGUUUUUGACAACAUUUAAAAGACAUUUACUCAAAGUGAAACAAAAUUUCCAUGAGCACAUUAUGGCGGAAAUGGUAAACAUGUCAGAUGGAAAGAAUGUCCACUCAUUUUAUAUUCUUCUGAGAGAUAGAAUAGCUAAAAAGCCUGACAAAAGCUACAACUCAUCGAGUUUAAAAUUUGCAUCUCUACUUCAGGGAGAAAUCUUGAUUCGAAAUGUUACAACAGCUGCUGAUGAAAGCAAGGGUUUAAUAAGACUCCAUCCUUAUGACAAACCCAACUAUUUUUGUGACUGCCCUUUCGGAGAUGUGAAACGCAUUGACGAAAAAGAAGCUAAAUUGUUACUUCCAAUAAGUACGAUGGGCAACCGAUUUAAGUUAUUUGAAAACAAGUCUCUUUUAAAUGGAAAGAAAAUGACCCUUGGCAGUUAUGUUUAUGUCACGGUUCGAUCAGUAGGUGGUGGUAGUAGUAAACAGGAAAUACGGGGGGUAGUCAGGUACAAAGGACCAUUGCCAAAGGAGUAUGGUACAUGGUUUGGUGUCGAGUUACUGGUAAGUCAGGUAGUGAAAAAGGUUUACAUGAAGUAAAUGCCCAUUAUGCCCAAUCCAGAUGCCAAAGCCUGUUUAUCAGGAUUGAACAAUGUUUUGCUGCCCACGUUGUUCACACUUGUCAACAAUAUUGAACAAUAUUGUUCAGCCUGAAUCGGGUGUAACAACAUUGUUCAAUAUUGUUGACAACUGUGAACAAUGUGGGCAGCAAAGCAUUGUUCAAUCCUGUUUUCAUCAAUAUUGCAAUAACCUGAGCGUUUUUACGAGUGUACACAGCUAAUUAUUCAUCAUCCUAAUACAGUAUUACAUCACAAACACUAACCACAAAGCUAAAAUUGAACUAUAAUGUUAUAUGUUGUUUUAUAAUAUAGCAUUUGUAAAUUCUGAACGCUGAUUGGCUAAGAGCCGUGUUGAUAUAACUCAAUGUCAACACGGAAACGUCGGAAAAUUUCUUUCUUUAUAUUUCUUUGUACUAUAUUAUAAAACAAAUAUAAAACAUUUUUCCGUAUUGAUAUAUAGUUAUAUCAACACUCGUGGAAAUUGGGAAAACUCGAAAUUGUGUGAAAACACUCCGCCCAUCGGGCGUCGUGUUUCCACACAAUUUCUCGUUUUCCCAAUUUCCACUCGUGUUGAUAUAACUGUAUAUCAACACGGAAAAUGUUUUAUAUUUGUUAAAUGUUAUAUAUAACUGUGAGCUUGUUAUUGUUUGUAAUUAUUUUAUUCAAAAUGUGUGUAAUUGUUCUUUUUCCUCAGGAAGGUGCGGGGAGGGGUACAACAAAUGGAAUGUAUAAAGGAGUGACAUUCUUCAAAUGUCAAACUGAUUUUGGCGUCUUUGUAACAUUGGAAAAAUUGAGAUUAUGUGAAGACCAAACAGAAACACAAAGUGAAAGUAAAACAGAUCCCAAAGAGGUCAAUGGUACUGAUGAAAGCAACAGUGGUAUGUUUACCAAAGUUAAGAAAUUGGCAGAAGGUUUGUCAAACCUUGUGCUGGGAGAGCAACAACGUGAAAAUUCUUUAGACAUGCAGAAAAAAAGUGCUGGACAGGCAUUAGAUGUUGGACACCAAAUGGAUGACAGAGUCUGGGUAUAUAUAGGUGAUAAACUAUGUGCAGGGUUUAUAAGAUAUAUUGGGAGAAUACCAGGUGGAAAAGAAAUUCUUGUUGGAAUUGAGUUGGUAGGUACUUCGUUGGAAAUAUAUACUAUUUAUCUGUAACUAUAUACACUAGUAAUCUUUGGAACUAACUGCAGGACCAAAUUGUAGGACCAUGAUGUUGGGCAAGGAAAUGGAGACUAUUAUAAUAAGCAGUUAUUUACAUGCGCAAUGAAUCAUGCUCAUUUCACUCCUGUUGACAAUGUGAUCUCGCACGAAAAACUUCAAGAACUUUAUCAUGAACCAGAAGGUGCAAAUAUGCCAGGUAGUUCAAGUAACAUUUUUCAGUGUUCAUUAUUAGCACCAUCAUGAUCACAAUUACCACCACUGAUCAUUACCACCAUUAUUAUCACAAUCACCCAUUGAAAUGAAUAUAACUGGAACACUACCUGUCUACCUCUAACCGGAAAUUUGAUGCCAAACUUGAAGGCCAAUCCCAGACACAUGUCAAGAUUUGGCUUCAAGGAAAAGAUAGGCAGUUUAUUUGAAGGGAACGUUCAUUUCAAUGUGAUCACCACUGACAUUAUCAUAACCACUGCUAUACUCACCAUCAUACUAUACUGUAGUCACCAUCACACCAUCAUCAUCACAACCAUCAUUAUUAUCCCUGGACCCUGGCACCAUAAUCGCCAUAUCCACUGCCAUCACCACCAUUAUCAUUAUCACCACCACCAUGAUGAUAUAACAUAUAAUACAUCAUUUGGAUGUUGUUGCUCAUUAUCCCUUUGUUUCAAAAUAUAAAUAAUUACUUUUCUCCUGUCAGCUUUAAAAAACAACCCACAUUCUCAACCACAAACGUCACAGGAUAUUUUGAACAUGGAAUCACGAUUUUCAAACCAGUCUCAAGACCAGGUCAGGAAGGAACAAGAAAACAUGUUAAAAAAAUUCCAACAGGACAAACUGAAAAUGGCAGGGACAAAAAAUUUCCAGGAAAAUAGAUCUGGUGUAGAGCACACACAACUUGAUGAACAUUGGAAGAACAAAAAUAGAAAUCAACCAAAAGUUAAUAAUUAUGUCACUUGUACAACUGUUGAAGUAAAUAAACAUGUAAAAGGUAUAUAAAACAGUUCUUUAUUACCAGGGUGGACGAAAUAAUUUUCUUUCUGGGAACACAGCCUGGAGGUAAAAAUUUCCUGCAGAUGAACUAACUAUUUUUGUGCUAAAUCUCUGCCGGAAAAAUAGGUUUUUGGGCCCAUAUUGGGACAUGUGCACAUAAUUUCAUUUGAACUUUCAGGUUGCAAAACAUUUCCUGCAGGGUGGUUGGCAUUUCCUGUGAGUGGUGCUUGUGUGCUUGACUAGUUUUUCCCACCACUGUAUAUAGCAAUGUUUCCUUUGACACCUUGGAAUGCUACUUUUUUCACAAUUUACUGUAAAAGUAAAUACCAUAAAAGUAUCUAAUUUUUUAGAUCCAAGAAGUCCAACUUCUUUGCCAAGUAAAAUGGACAUUGGCUCAAUGGUUGAAGUAUUGAGUAAACACCAAGCUCCUAAAUAUGGUGUAAUACGAUGGAUAGGGUUUAUUCCAAAUAAUGACAAAAAAAUUGCAGGAUUAGAACUAGUAAGUUAAUAAAUGCUGAAUUUAAUGCAAGUGAGUAUAGUUAUUUACGUUAGGAAAUAAGCAGGAUGUUUCAUUUUGGCCUAAUUUUCUUUUACUGUACCUCACGUUUUCCAUAGAUUUUUCUCAUCCUAAGACUUUUGAAAUCUAGAAUUCCAUCAUUUUUCUUCCUUUCAUCCUAUUUCCUAAUACCAAAAACAUUUUCCUAAUACUCAAAAUACCAUUCCAUCAAACAGAAUGCAUCCUUUAAUGUUCCCUUUGAAAUUUCUCACUGUUAGGAAGAAGAAUUGGCUGCCUGCACAGAUGGAACAUUUCUCAGCAAACGUUACUUUACAUGUCCAAACAGACGUGGCUUCUUUGUUCAUCUUCACAACUGUCUACCGGAUUCAAGAUUUCUGAGAAAUUCCAUAGAGAAUCAUGCAGACAAACGUUUGAGUGGGACAGGUGAGCAAUUAGUACCAAUUUGUCCAUGGUUGCAAUAAAGUUUUCAGGGCAUUUUAUAGCUUUUAUCAGCAAAACAAACUGCUUCCUGAAUAUAUAGUUGUAGUUAUUAUCUCUUGUUGUGGAUUGUACUUGGUUCCAGUAGUGCUCCACAAAAAAACUAUUGGAAUUCGUGUCUAAAUUGAUAACCUCCUAAAGAAGGGCCUUUGCUAAAACGUACAAGUGUUUCUAAUCUUUUUUCAGAUAGUUGAGACCAUGACAACUUCUAUAUGGUAAUGUUAGUGUAUCUCAAAAGUGAAACCCGAGGGUCCACAGUGUAGGAGUAUGUUUCCAUUGACCUUAUCCCAAAAUUUAAAACGUUUCAGUCUUUCUGUUUAUGUAUAAACCAGGGGCCGGUUGCUCAAAAGCCGGUUAGCCUAACCCUAGGUGGAUGGAUCCGUGAGAGUUCUCUUUUCUGAAGUUUUGAAACAAACAGAUGUGUAUAAAUACAGAAACUAAAAUAGCAGGUUAAAUUAACCCAGGGUUAGCGCUAAUCCAGCUUGGAACAAGCGGCCCCAGAAUUCUAAUAGUUCAUAUUUAUCUGCAUUAUUUUGCUUGUAGAUUUUGGAAGGUACUAUUCACCGAUUAUAGAAGAAGAUGUGUUUAUCCCACCUCCUGAGAAAUUGAAAGUCUACUUAAAACAAGAUGCCCAAGGAAUACAAGGCCAUCAUAACUCGUGUUAUUUGGACGCCACGCUGUUUGCAGCAUUUGCAUUUUCUUCUGUCAUGGAUUCAAUAUUAUUACGACCCAAAAAUGAAAAAGACAUUGAUGACUACAAGAAAGUACAGACUGUGCUUAGAAAUAAUAUUGUGUAUCCGUUAAGAUCGUAAGUGAUGUGCAAACUAAACAAAUUCAUGCAGGAUAAAUCUAUCAAUUCUAAACUGUUCACUUUAGAGUUCUGGAGCCAUGGCUUAAUUACUAAAUGUCAGUACAGGAGGUAUAAACCUACAUUCUCUGUAGUCAAAUAGAAUAAGAAUAGUGAACUCCAUGCAGAUAUAAUAGACCUCUAUGUUUUUGUCUUGGUCUUGGUUAUGCAAGAAAUGGUCGGUUCAUCGUCACGUGUGUAUUGUAUUUUCGCUUGAGCAACCAAUAGCUAUAUUUUCAUUUAACCAUUGACAUUGUGUAACAUCACAACCGGGUAAGUAAACCAACACACUGCUAUUGCAUGGUUGCUCUAGUGAAAAAACGUUACACACGUCAUAAAUCAUUUUUGUCUGUUGGAAGACUACAGUUCAAAGUUCUUACCUGCUUUAUCUCAAUCUAGUCAUGGGUUUGUCCGUGCUGAUCGUGUCCUGGAACUUCGACAACUACUCGAUAAAUUGGGAACUGUCACAGGAUUGGUCGGAGAGGAGAAAGGUAAACCUGUCUACCUGCUCACCUCGUAUCAUCUCUGCCAUAUUGGAUGAAAAAAAUUUUCUUCUUUGCAUGGCAAAAAUGUUUUUAUCCUUUGAAUCCCUUGGGUAUUGGUUGCAUCCACCUACACUAUAUAAGUCAGUUUUUGUUUGUUAUUUUAGAUCCUGAGGAGUUUUUAACCACACUUCUUCACCAAGUCCUGAAAUCGGAACCAUUUUUAAAAAUCAAGUAAGAUUGAACUGACCAAACUGUGAGCUAAUAUUAGGACGUGAGAAUAUGAAAGAUGUUUGAAAGGUAGUAAUCACAGAAUAGGAUUAAGAAGAAUGCUAGAAUAGUAAUGUUCUAUCUUGCAGAUCAGGAAAAUCAGAUGUAAGCAAUGAAUAUUUCUAUCAAGUUCUCGCUGACAAAGAUGUUGAACGUGUUUUACCUUCUGUUGAAGAACUUCUCAAGAAAUCAUUUCAUCAAUCUGAUUUGAAACUUACCGAGGUAGGUGAACCUGGAUACAUUUUCGUCAUUUUCUCUGCUUUGCGAUUUGGAUACGAUCAAAUGCGCUUUACAUCAAGUAUUACGCUUACCUAAUUACAAUAUACUUACCCCAGGGGUCAGUUGUUCAAAGGUGGGUUAGCGCUAACCCUGGGUUAAAAUUUAACCUGCUGUUUUAGUUUGUGUAUUUCUGCACGUCUGUUUAUUGCAAAACUUCAGAGAAGUAAACUCCUAUCUAUCCAGACAAGAUCUCUGAAGAAAUAUUUCCAAAUUUAUAGACAAGCUGUCAGGAAGUUUGCUUUGAAUUUUAGGUUAACCCAGGGUUAAGCUAACCCAGCUUUGAACAACCGGCCCCAGGUUAUUUUAUCUUUACAACAAUUGUGAUUACUUUCUUAACUGUGUUUAUCCUAACCCACCCUGUCAACUUUCCCUGUGGGAGGAAACAGGAGCACCCGGAGAAAACACACGACUUUCGGUAAAGUGUUGACUGACUCAUGAGUCCGUAGCGAGAAUCGAACCCACGAUCUCAGAAGUGAAAGGCGCUUGCUCUGACAACUGCGCCACUGAAAUCUCCUACAAUUGCUUAUUACGUGAAGUUUGAAUGCCCUCUUUCCAUAACACUUUACAUAACAAUAAUCCCAUCCAGUCACGAUCCAGCGUCUUUUCAUUGUUUUGAAAAUCUCAAAACAAUGAUGCCACCCAGUCAGGGUCUUAGCCAGGAUUUGCAACUUGGGUGUCCAAAUUUGAAAUUUCGUUUAUGACACCCAAUUUUUGCCAUAUGGAACCAUGGCACCACUUCAUGCAUCAGUAAUUCAGCAAUGUGAUUAUUCCCGAAUGCUGGGAGUAAUCGGUGACCGCACUUGAGAAUCGCCCAAAAAACUAAUAAUAUAUUCAAUUAUUCAGACUAUGUCACUACUCAGUACUCACUACACUGACUACAGUAGUACAGUUUAAGUAAAUCUGCCAAUAUAUUAAUUUUAUUGAUAUUACGUUGUCACUUUCAUGCUAUAAAUACAGUAUUGUAGCUUUGAUAAGCUUGUGUAAGCAGAGAACACAACCAAAAAACAACAAAAAGCAACUGAUUAACUCAUAUAGUUAUAUUCUGCGGUUUUUGACAGCUAGGAAUCUUUCCGCUGCAACUUGCAAACUUGUGAGCAAUGUUUAUUGUCUAUGGUAUUUUAUUCUCAGCAGCUUGUCUAACCGAUCUAUGGUCAGUUGGUUUCGCACUUGUGUUUUUAUGCGAUUCUGAAUGCUAAACACCCUUUCUGCUUCUGCAUUUCCAACCAUUACACACAAGCAAGUUGCCAUAGUUGAAAACUAGGCGAGUCUAUUUCCUGAAAGGAUAAUAAAAUUCGCGUAGGUUUCACUAGCGGCGCAUGUUUACUAGGAUUACAAAGUUACAUAUUACUAGCCGUUUCUAUACUCAGUGAACGAAACGCAAAUACAUAAUUUAACAUAAUAUUUGAUUGUAAGGUACUCUACAGCUUUUACCCAGCCGUCCAAAAGGCGUCAACAUGAUAACGAAGCGUCCAAAAGCCGUCUUUUUUAGAAGGCCGUCCAAAUUUGAAAAUGGCCGUCCAAAAGACGGCUGGACGGUAGGCUGGCUAAGACCCUGCACCCAGUAUUUUGACUACAUUAUUCUGAAGAAGGCCUAUUGUUGCUAAACUAAACUGUCUAAAUCAUUAUUCUGUUAUUAGGUUCCAUCAUGUUUGAUAGUUCAGAUGCCUCGUUUUGGAAAAGGUUUUAAAAUGUACAAAAGAAUUCUACCAUCAUUGACGAUCAACAUUGGAGAAUUAGUUGACAAUUGUAAGUCGAUGAAAUGUUUCCAGUUCUUUAGGCAAACAUGAUUAUAACUUCCCAUCUUCAGCUUCGUACACGUUACAGUCAUUUAAAAGUCCAUGAUAUUUCCAAGAAUAUCCAUCACCACUUUUCAAUAACCAACAGAUCCUAACACUCGAAGGUCGCCACCAUAUGAUCAUGGUGCACUACAGAUUACAUGGAACAUACGUGGCUUUAAAUGUAAAUGAUGAAUAAUGAAUGAUAAACUCUCUUUUUACUGCGUAGGUCCACAAGAUUGUGCAGUAUGUGGUCAACUCGCGCGGUACCAUUGUAGAGAAUGUUUUGCAGUCACUGGAACUGAUAUUGACAGUUCAGGGAAUUUUUGCAAAGAAUGUAACGAACGCGUACACUCUCAUGUCAAGCGUAACAAGCACAAGUACAUACCCAUAGCCGUGUCCCGCGAGAUUGGUGCAAGUUAUGCUAAUAAGCCUGUAGAACAUCGUGAAAUGGAACUGAUUGCUGUGAUCUGUAUUGAGACCAGUCAUUAUGUCACAUUUGCCAAGUGUGAGGAACCUGAUGGUGUUGUGAAGUGGUGUUUCUUUGACAGUAUGGCAGACAGAAUAGGUAAGGAUGAUGCAUGACCAUGGGGGGGGGG
This is a messenger RNA of Paramuricea clavata, 8369 nucleotides long. NCBI's taxonomy places the organism in Eukaryota, Metazoa, Cnidaria, Anthozoa, Malacalcyonacea, Plexauridae. The record is from the annotation of a GenBank genome assembly.